AGUCAAAGUAAGAUGGCUGCGGGAGAGGGGAGAGCGCCCGAGAAGUCAUCAAAUGGGACGUUUGUGCGUCGCUAGCAGGAUGCCCGGCCGCCCCGCCGGAGGAGUGGUUAGCGCCGUAGCGUCCCCGGCCCGGUGUGCCGCAGCUCGCCCGCUAACUGCGCUCGCGUCGCGGGAUCUGUCCGCAGCUGCCCGUUAGCAACACCGCCGCUAGCUGGCAGCUAGCUACCGAGCGAAUCAGCGCCUCGCGACAACUGCUGAGACUCCUAAAAAUACCCAGAGAAGCGGUCCGUCUGCCCGGCGAUGGCGUGGCGUUGGCUCCAGACUGGAUGACAGGGUGUGCAGGGAGGACGGGUCGCAGGCUUUCUGAGGCAGCAGCGAGUGUUUUCUGGACGUUCUGUGACUGGCAGUGACAGCCAGCCCCCCCAGCCCCCCAAGACCCCCCCAGCCCCCUUCCUCUUUCUGGACACCCCCCCUCCCCUUGACUUUCUCUCUUCCUCCUUCCCCUACCGCGACCUUUGACCUGCCCGCCGCCGGCUCGGGGAUGAGCUGGCUGAGCAGGCUGAACCCCCGGGGCCCCGGGGGCCGGUCCGGCCGGAGCUCCGCCCCCUCCGGCCCCUGCACCGCCGACCCGGAGACCUGCCUCAUGGUGUUCGAGAACCACUGGAGACAGGUGUCCUGGGUGCUGGAGCAGCCCGAGACGACGUCCUCCAGCGAUGAUCUGACGGCCGUGAGAAACAACACCGACCAGAUGUUGUGCCUGCUGGCGGAGGAGCGGCCGGCCGAGCGCCCGGACGGCGGCGGCGGCGUCAUCAGGUCCAUGGGUCCCAUCCUGGAGCUGGUGGUCACGGAGAACAUCCUGGAGCGCCUGGUCCAGUGGCACCUGCGCCGCGGCCUGGACCCCGACAGCCAGGGGGCGCUGCUCAAGCUGUUUGAGAUGCUGAUCGGCCAGUCCCAGCAGCCCCUGCUGCAGCACACGGCCGUCCUCCACCCGCUGCUCCGCCUGCUGGCGGCCUGCGGCGACCCGGAGCUGGGCUGCCCGGCGCCGCUGGAGAACAGCCUGGUGCUGCUGCUCAACCAGGUGUGUGUGUCCAUGGCCCGGCAGCCGGUGGUCCUGGAGAUGCUGUUCCGGGCCGCCCCGGCCCAGCAGGGCUCCACCAACCUGCUGAUCUUCUCGCUGCUCGUGCCGUUCAUCCACCGGGACGGCGCCAUCGGGCAGCAGGCCCGGGACGCCCUGCUGCUGGUCAUGUCGGCCUCGGCCAGCCGCCACGCCGUGGCGCAGUACAUCUCCGAGAACUCCUACUUCUGCCCGGUUCUGGCGACGGGCCUCAGCGCUCUGUACUCGUCGCUGCCCAGGAAGAUCGAGGUUCGGGGGGACGACUGGCACGCCCUGCGGCGGGAGGACUGGAUGGGCGUGUCCUCGCUGGUGCUGUUCAUGAACUCGCUGGAGUUCUGCAACGCCGUGGUGCAGGUGGCCCACCCUCUGGUCCGCUCGCAGCUGCUGGACUACCUCCACAACGGCUUCCUGGUGCCGGUCAUGGGCCCCGCCCUGCACAAGUCGUCGGUGGACGAAAUGAUCGCCAGCACCGCCUACCUGGACCUGUUCCUGCGCAGCGUGACGGAGACGUCGCUCCUGAAGACCUUCCUGCGCUUCAUCCUGCUGCAUCGCCACGACAACGACACCAUCCUGGACACACUGCUCACCCGCAUCAGCAGCAACUCCAGGCUCUGCAUGGUGUCUCUGAGCCUCUUCAGGACUCUCCUGUCCCUGAACUGUGAAGACAUCAUGCUGCAGCUUGUUCUCAGGUACCUGCUGCCCUGCACUCACGUCAUGCUGAGUCAGCGCCGAGCCAUCAGGGAGACCGACCUGUACGGCAAGUCGGCCGACAAGUUCCUGUCGCUGAUCCCGGAGUGCUGCCGGGCCAACGCCGCCGCGCCGGCCGAGCGGGACGAGGACGCCGCCUUCUGGGGGAAAGUGAUGGGCAGUCCCAGCACCGAGCCGGCGGCGCCCAGACCCGGCACGCCGUCCCGCCUGGCCUUCUUCAUGAGGCAGCAGAGCGGCGGCGGCGGAUCGGGGGGCGGUCCCUCCACCGCCGCCGGCGUGGAGCCGCUGCAGCCGGGGGGCCCGGGGCCCCGCCCCCUGUCCCCCGACAGCCCCGUGCAGCAGCAGCAGCAGGCCGGCUCGGACUGCCUGGACUGGGACUGCGGCUACCUGGAGUACCUGAAGGACGCCCGGCGGGGCAUCGAGCGCUGCUCCUACGCCUGCCGGGAUUGGUCGGCCCCCUACGACGGAGAAAGCCCCUCCCCCGGCGCGGCCCCGCCGCCCCCGCCUCCCCCGACCGCCAACCCCUCCAUGGCCAUGUUCCCCGAGCACUUCUCCCUGCAGCCGGGCGGCGGCGGCACGCCUCCCGGCCAGCAGAGGGCGGCGGCGGCGCGGUCGGAGUGGAGCAGCUCGGAGCGCGACAGCGGCGAGUGGGACGUCACCAUCGGCAAGAACAGCUGCAUCAGCCUGACGCCGCGCUCCAAGAAGCGCAGCCUGCAGCGGGAGGAGCCGCUCCCCAAACCCGUGCCUCCGCUCGUCCCGUCCUCCCCCGCGGCCACGCCCCUCUCCGCGGCCCACCCCGCCUCCCCGCCGCCGCCCCCCCGCGCCCCCUCCUCGGCCAUCACCCUCAGCUACCAGGCCGUGUACAACGGGACGGUCGCCGGGGGCGACGGCUGCUCGGACGGCGGCGACCGAGGCCUGGAGGUCAAGAAGGUGAAGCGGGACCCGGAAGAGCGGCGCUUCCUGGACCAGAACGCCAAUCAGAACGGCUCCGUGGCGCCCUGCGCCUCCCGCGGCUGCCCCGCCUUCUUCGGCGGCGACGGGGAGUCGUUCCCCCGCAGCCAGACUCCCGCUCACGCCCCCGCCGAGACCGCCGGCUCCUCCCCCGACCCCCCGGAGUCCGGCCAGUCGGUGGAGAGCCUCAUCCAGGAGCUGCUGGAGCAGGCGCCCGGAGACCCGCCGCCGCCCGGGGACGCCAACGGGCAAGGCAUCAGCAUCGAGGCCUUCACCCAGGAGCUGAGCGAGCUGGAGGACCGGGUGAAGGAGCGCUGCAGGACGGCCUGCCCGCAGGACGCCGCCGCCGCCAGGGAGCCGCCGCCCGCCGAGCGGCAGGAGGAGGAGCCGGGGGACGACUCUGUGGGCGGAGUCUGCAGUCCGGCCAGGCCUCUGAACCAGCCGCCCUCCCAGCCCUACACCGGUCCGUUCAUGGUGGUUCUGUUUGCCAAGCUGGAGAACAUGCUCCAGAACUCGCUGUACGUCAACAUCCUGCUGACCGGCAUCGUGGCCCAGCUGGCCUGCUACCCCCAGCCGCUGCUGCGCUCCUUCCUGCUCAACACCAACAUGGUGUUCCAGCCCAGCGUCAAGUCCCUGAUCCAGGUUCUGGGUUCUGUGAAGAACCGGAUCGAGGCGUUCGCCGCCUCCCACGAGGAUUUCCCCGCCAUGCUGAGGAAAGCCCAGCAGUACCUGCUGGCCCGGAGCAAGGUGGACUGGAGCGACUCUCCGGCGGCGGCCCCCCCGCUGCGGCGCUCCGACUCGCUGGUGAAGAGCCGGAAGCCGUCCCUCGGCGAUCUGAUCCUCCGCCACACCAACAGCCCGACCCGCGCCCGGCACGCCGCCCAGCUGGCCUUCGCUCACGUCCGGGACGGCGGCCAGUCGCUGCACAGCGCCCUGUUCCGGGGCGGCGGCGGCGGCGGCGGCCUGGAGAGGCAGGCCGAGGCGCUGCGGGUGAAGAACGCCGUCUACUGCGCCGUGGUCUUCUGCGAGUUCCUGAAGGAGCUGGCCGCCCUGGCUCAAGAGCACGCCGUCUCGCUGCCCUUCCCCCACAGCCGCGCCGCCGAGGAGUGACGGUCAACGCCUCCUGUCCGGAACGCCGCACGCGUCCGGAACGCCGCUCGGAACAAAACUUUCUACCUGAACGACGAGGGGAAGCCUUCAGGACUGGAGUCUGUGCAUAUCAUGUAUUAUAUUCACAUCCUAUAUUCAGCAAGUGUGUGAACACUCGAGAGCGUGUAGAUACACACACACCGCGCUGUGGUGUGUGUGUGUAUGUGUGUGUGUGUGUGUGGCGGCGCCACAGAGAGGAGCAGUCGGCGCACGUUACUGGUGCUAGUCCAUACUUUCAUCUUUUAAUUAGAGGCAGAGCUUUCAGGCUUUCAGGUGGCAAACAAACACACACACACACCAAACACACACUCAGCUGGGAGUGCCAAUCAGACACACACACACACACGCUGGCACGUCGGCAGAUGGAACGUGGAACGCGGCGCCGCUGCUCGGCCCUUCAGUCGACCCGGACUGCCGCCGCCGGGUCGUCAGCCGGUCCAGAGGCGCCGCUCGGCGCCGCCCUCUUCCGCUUCAUCUCCCCUCUGAGGACAUGCUGCUUCGCCUCCAGGAAGAUUCGGUGGGUUAGGUUUAAGUUUGGAUCAAACCGGGUCUCUUCCUGACGGAGCUGUUCCUCGUCUCCUCGCCGUUCUGGUGGAAGCGACUCGCCGCUCGUUCCUCUGCCGGUCGGCUUCCCUGCCUCGGCUCGUCUUUGUGCCACGCCGGGUUUCUCCGCUGGCGGCAGCCGCAGUGUUCACAGCUGGCCGGCGUGUUGCUCACGAAACGCUGAGUCUUCAUUUUACUGGUUUUUAAUCUCCUGACUGUUUAUAGAUCCUGUUUUUAACAGUGACUUUUUGCUCCCAUUUAAUUGUGAAUUCCUGACGAUUCGACCUGGAAGGGACGUGAUGUCCUCCAGACUUCAUUAUGUAUAAAUAUCACAUCAGUGUGUUUAUCUUCAAAGUUAAGUCUGAAAAUGACCUUUGAACUUGUGUCACUUCAGGGUUUCAGUGGAGGAAUUAGGAACCAGUAAAAUGACCCACCUCUCUGUGAAACACUUUAUUUUUGCACAUACUGACCGUUCAGUCUCACUCACUGCCUGCCACCCUCUGAAGUCUUUUCACAUUUUCUACAUCUUCUUUUUUCACUUCCUCAAAUAAUUUGAGGCCUUUUUCAGCUCCUCUCGCCGUCGGCGGUGUAAAUGGACUUUUCUACUUAGUUUGUGGAUAACUGACUUAAGGAGCCCUGUUUCUCCAUAGAUCUGAUCCUGUAAGGAGUCUGCAUGCCGGUCCGGGCCAGCUUAUACUGACAUGAUAGUUCCAUAGUGUGUGUUUGUGCAAUAGGUUUAACGAGCUUCUGUUCAGCAGAUUAAGGUGAAUGGUGGAGGAGGGCGGGGGAGGGCGGGGGAGGGCGGAGGAGGGCAGGGGAGGGCGGGGGAGGGCGGGGGAGGGCGGGGGAGGGCGGGGGAGGGCGGAGGAGGGCGGAGUCUCACUCCCUGCCGUCCGUCUGCAGAAUCCCCCGAGCAGCGUCUCUAGCGUUGGUUUGGGUCUCGUCUGUUCAGCGUCUCGCUCCAAUCCUCAGCCGCCGAUUCCCGUCACGCCGUCAGACACGCAAACUGGAAACUGGAGGCGCCUGUUCAGGCAGCGGUGAACCGGCCCCCAGAGCGUUGAACCGGGCCCCCGGAGCGUCGAACCGGGCCCCCAGAGCGUCGAACCGACCCCCAGAGCGUCGAACCGGCCCCCAGAGCGUCGAACCGGCCCCCAGAGCGUCGAACCAGCCCCCGGAGCGUCGAACCGGGCCCCCAGAGCAUCGAACCGGCCCCCGGAGCGUCGAACUGGGCCCCCAGAGCAUCGAACCAGCCCCCGGAGCGUCGAACCGGGCCCCCAGAGCAUCGAACCGGCCCCCGGAGCGUCGAACCGACCCCCAGAGCGUCGAACCGACCCCCAGAGCGUCGAACCGGGCCCCCGGAGCGUCGAACUGGCCCCCGGAGCGUCGAACCGGCCCCCGGAGCGUCGAAUCGGGCCCCCGGAGCGUCGAACCGGCCCCCGGAGCGUCCAACCGGGCCCCCGGAGCGUCGAACCGGGCCCCCGGAGCGUCGAACCGGGCCCCCGGAGCGUCGAACCGGGCCCCCGGAGCGUCGAACCGGCCCCCGGAGCGUCGAACCGGCCCCCGGAGCGUCGAACCGACCCCCGGAGCGUCGAACCGGCCCCCGGAGCGUCGAACCGGGCCCCCGGAGCGUCGAACCGGGCCCCCGGAGCGUCGAACCGGCCCCCGGAGCGUCGAACCGGCCCCCGGAGCGUCGAACCGGGCCCCCGGAGCGUCGAACCGGGCCCCCGGAGCGUCGAACCGGCCCCCGGAGCGUCGAAUCAUCUCCCCAGAGUGUCGAAUCGGGCCCUCGGAGCGUCAGACCAAGUCCCCAGAGCGUGGAGUCGGGGCCCUCGGAGCGUGAAACCAGGCCCUCAGUCUGAGUCCUCUCUGUCCUCAGCAGGCGUUUGUCUUUCUGCCUGGACUCUGCAGAGCGCCGCUCUUCCUGGAGAGUCUCUGGAUUAAGUCUGUAACUUGAUCUUCGUCGGACGUUUUCAGGUUUUAUUCUGAAGAGUUCGGCCUCCUGAAAACGCGCCGUUUGUGUUUUCGGUUCAGGAAAGUUUUGCGUUGACACAGCAUUGCUUUGAAAGUCAUGCUGGUUUCCACGGCAACAGCUGAGAUGCUGAAAACGAGGCUUUGUCUUGAGUGAAGACACAGACCCGGGGAGAGGUGGGGAUUCAAACCUGCAACCUUUAGAUAGGAGAUUCAGCUGACGAGUUCUUCACACUCCUCGUUUCUUUUGAACAUGAUUCCCUGUAGAGCCCUGACUUUACCGUCGGGGUAGCCCCGCCCCGUAGGGGUAGCCACACCCCCUCAGGGUAGCCCCGCCUUGUCGGGGUAGCCACGCCCCCUCAGGGUAGCUCCGCCCCCACACUCUGAACUGCUCUGGUUCAGAUUGACGGCAUUCAGAAGGUGCCAGUUUUAGUUGUUAAUGUUUGAAAAGGGAAGUUCUCAGUGAGACCUGAGUUGUCCUGCGGGUCCUGGUCCCGGUCCCGGUCUGGAGACGGACCUGGUCUCUUCCUGUUUGGGGAUGUUUGAAAGUCGUGACGCUCCAGUUCAUCUCAUUGUGAGGCGCCGGCUCGACUCCCGCCUCCUGACGUUUAGCAUCUCUGAGGGGAAAACUCUUUCACAGGUUUUAAUCUGAUUACUUGCUUUAACCGAUUGACGACCUCACGUUUGACAGUCCUACAAAAUAAAAGUCAGUGGUGGAAUGACGAGGUGAGGCCGGAAGAAGCGGGAAAAUCAGAUUUCCUGUUUUCUUCGUUUAUGUUCCUUCAUGGCCAGUUUGAAGAUCCAGUUUGUGUUUUAAACACUCAGAUUAAAAAAUGGCAGCUUAAAUCUUUAUUUAUAUUGUCAGUUGAUUAUCAUUUUGAUCAGAUGUGAGGAAAUCUGAUCUCAGUUUGAAUUUUAUUCUUCAGGAUUUUAACUUGAAAGUCAUGAAAAACAACCAAAUGAAAUCGAUAAAUCUGAUACUUUUCUCAUUUUGUUUUUUAACUGGAAGUGAUGAUUAUUAUAAAUCUGUAAAAUGUUGAAACUUUUUAGUUUGUGAUGAAUGUCAAACAUUGGAAAGCAGUCCUGCACGGCCCUCUGUGGCCACUAGGUGUCAGUGUGGACUAGACUGACUUAGCAGACAGGCUAACAUGAUUUUAUUCCAUUUUAAUCUGGAUUUAAUUCAUAUUUCAAUCCAAACUCAUCCACUAUCGUCAGACAGUAAGGAAAUCAAUUGUUUCUUUUUCUUCUCAUCGUUUUGUAAAGUUGGUGAAUGAUCGGUUUUAAAAACCUCCACCGUGCAUCUCGACUUUUACUUUGAAGUGAAACCAGCAGGAACAUGCUGUUGGUCUGGAUUUGCACCUUCAACCUGCCUGCUUCGCACAAACGUUUCUUUCUCACCGGUGUUAACUGACAUUGUUUUUGGGAGGAAAUCCAAAGCUAAUGUUGUUGAUUGUGUUUUGUUCCCGUUUUGUUUUUUGACACAUUGACUUGAACGCUGCGAUCUGAUCUGAUCCGACGCUGAUUUAAUGCUCAACCUUUAUUGUUUCUGGAUACAAACAAACACACAACAAGCCAAAGUGUCCAAACAGCUGCUUCCAUCACAGAACAUACAUCAGGUGAAGGAUCCUGCUGCCACUUCCUGUUUCGGAUCGCCUCAUCGUGCCACUUCCUGUUUGUUUCGGAUCGCCUCAUCGUGCCAUGUUUCCUUAGUGCUCAUUUCACUGGUUUCAGCAGAAAGCUUUGACUCUUCGCCCGCUGUUCCCCCCGUGAUCUAUGCAAAACACGCCGUGGCGUCGCCGGUGUGAGGCUGGAGGAGGGCGGAGCCAAGUCACCUGUAAAUACUGUAAAAAACAAAAAACCCUGAAAGGAGGAGAAAGGGUCGGAGUGUGUGACACAGCCAACGGGAGGCCAGAAUCAUGUACUGAUGAAUGUCGUCAGAAAUAUUUUUCUAUAUUUUGAAAAUCAGUAGUAAAAGUGGGAGAAGCUGUCAGAACACUACAAAGGGAAUGUUUCUAUUAAUUUAUAAAGUCUUUGCCUAGCAA
Salarias fasciatus (jewelled blenny) is the source of this 8475-nucleotide messenger RNA. RefSeq names its product FHF complex subunit HOOK interacting protein 1B (gene fhip1b). The record is from RefSeq and is a predicted model, not a curated record. Gene Ontology annotation, cellular component: FHF complex. Bases 542 to 3883 code for a protein of 1113 amino acids. Lineage: Eukaryota; Metazoa; Chordata; Actinopteri; Blenniiformes; Blenniidae. Gene Ontology annotation, biological process: endosome to lysosome transport; lysosome organization; endosome organization. The transcript has 12 exons.